Messenger RNA from Colletotrichum higginsianum IMI 349063, 1818 nucleotides. RefSeq names its product Malic enzyme. Gene Ontology annotation, molecular function: NAD binding; malate dehydrogenase (decarboxylating) (NAD+) activity. NCBI's taxonomy places the organism in Eukaryota, Fungi, Ascomycota, Sordariomycetes, Glomerellales, Glomerellaceae. The record is from RefSeq and is a predicted model, not a curated record. The coding region runs from base 1 to 1818 and encodes 605 amino acids. Gene Ontology annotation, biological process: malate metabolic process; pyruvate metabolic process. Gene Ontology annotation, cellular component: mitochondrion. The transcript is spliced from 5 exons.
AUGGCAUCCAACAACAACCAGGAGCGAAAGUUCUCCCACCUGCCGCUGAGCACCAGCGGCCCCAUUAGCUGUGCUCUCACCGGCAGCGCUUUGCUCAACACGCCGUACCUCAACAAGGGCACUGCUUUCCCCGAGGAUGAGCGCCGCGAAUUCAACCUUACCGGCUUGUUGCCGCAGAGCGUGCACAGACUCGAGCAGCAGCUGGAUCGUGCCUACGCCCAGUACAGGAUCCGCCCGGACGACCUUGCCAAGAACACCUUCCUGACUUCUUUGAAGGAGCAGAACGAGGUAUUGUACUAUCGCCUCUUGCAAGAAAAUCUUCCCGAGAUGUUCAGCAUCGUCUACACGCCCACAGAGGGAGACGCCAUCCAGAAAUUCUCCCAUCUCUUCAGGCGGCCCGACGGCUGCUUUCUCAACAUCAAUGACAUUGACCGGGUCUAUCACGAUCUCGCCCAGUGGGGGCGCCCAGAGGACAUCGACUACAUCGUCGUCACCGAUGGCGAAGAGAUCCUUGGCAUCGGAGACCAAGGCGUCGGCGGCGUCUUGAUCUCCGUCGCAAAGCUCGUCCUCACAACCGUUUGCGCCGGUAUACAUCCCAACAGAACCCUCCCCGUUGUGCUGGACUGCGGUACGGACAAUGAGGGGCUUCUGAACGAUGAUCUAUACCUGGGUCUCCGUCAGAAGCGUGUGCGGGGAGACAAGUACGACCGAUUUGUCGAUGAGUUUGUCAAGGCAUGCAGGAGGCUGUAUCCGCGUGCAUACAUCCAUUUUGAGGACUUUGGUCUUGACAAUGCGAGGAGGAUUCUCGACCGAUACCGCCCUCAUAUCCCGUGCUUCAACGACGACAUUCAGGGAACCGGCUGCGUGACGCUGGCCGCAAUCAUGGCUGCGUUGCAUGUGAGCAAGCUUAAACUCUCCGACCUGCGCCUGGUCAUCUUUGGUGCGGGGUCGGCCGGCGUUGGGAUCGCAGACCAAGUCCGGGACGCUAUUGCCGCCGAGGGGAACAUCGACAAGAAGGAGGCGGCUAAGCAAAUCUGGCUGGUAGACAGGCCCGGUCUGCUGACCAACGAGAGCGAGCUGUCUGCCGCUCAGACGAGCUUUGCGAGAGACUCUUCGGAAUGGAAAGGAAAAGAUGGCUCCCUCCUCGAGGUCGUCAAGACCGUCAAGCCCAAUGUCCUUAUCGGGACCUCCACCAAACCCAAAGCAUUCACUGAGGAAAUCGUCCGCGCCAUGGCCGAGGGUGUCGAGAGGCCCAUUAUCCUCCCGCUCUCUAACCCGACGUACCUGCACGAAGCCGUGCCCAAGGACAUCUACAAAUGGACCGACGGCAAGGCUCUCGUCGCGACGGGGUCGCCGUUUGCGCCUGUCACUGGGCCUUGGGGCGAGGAGGGCGAGGACAUUGAGAUCGACGUCGCAGAGUGUAACAACUCGGUCGUCUUUCCCGGCAUUGGCCUUGGCUCGGUACUCUCCCGCGCGAGUCUGGUCACGGACAAGAUGCUGGUGGCGGCGGUUCAGGGCGUUGCUUCGUUGAGUCCCGCACUUGAGGACCAGAGGGAGCCUCUACUACCCGGGGUCGAAGAUGUCUGGAACGUCAGCGUAAGAAUUGCGAGGAACGUGAUCAAGGCUGCUGUCGAGGAGGGCGUGGCGACAGAGAAGGGCAUCCCCGACAAUGACGAGGACCUGGACGAGUGGAUCCGCGAGCAGAUGUGGUAUCCCAAGUACCGGCCACUGAAGCUCGUUGCGUUGAACGAGGCGAGUAGGGAAGCCAAGGGGGAGAUGAAGGUCGCAGGUAGCUUGGCCAAGGUUGGGAACUGGUAG